CACUCACGUCUGCACUCAGUGAGAAUCUCAGGACGCACAACAUCUCUCUGGAUAUUACAGGACACCGAACCGAACCGCCUGGAUGUGCAAUAUGACUUUUGAAGACACCAGUGGGGAUAAUUCAACAGAAAGGAUGGAAUCGGUGGCUAAAGCACUAGAGGAGGUCCUGAGCUCUGCAUUGCCUCAGGGUUGCAUCACCGUCGGAGUCUAUGAGGCAGCAAAGUCACUAAAUGCAGAUCCAGACAAUGUGGUGUUGUGUCUACUGGCCACAGAUGACGAGGAGGAUGUGGCUCUGCAGAUUCACUUCACCUUGAUCCAGGCGUUCUGCUGCGAGAAUGACAUCAACAUCCUGCGGGUUAGCAACAUGAGGCGUCUGGCAGAGAUCCUCGGUGGAGUGAAGCCCGGGGGAGAGCCCAUGGACCUGCACUGCAUUCUAGUUACAAAUCCUCAGUCGUCCCUGUGGAAGGACCCAGCGCUGAGCAAAGUGAACAGAUUCUGCAGAGACAGUCGCUGUUUGGAUCAGUGGGUUCCUGUCAUCAACCUUCCCGACCGAUGAAACGGCUUGGAAUAUUAAUGUAUUGUGUGCAUUGGGGAAAAAGUAAUUGCACAAGGCCUGUGUUAAUGUCUGUGUUGGACUCGUUUGGAAAUCGCCCCAGAGAGAGAGAGGGAGAGAGAGCGGCGGGAAAAUCAGGAAACAAAAAGAACACAGGGAGGAGAGAGGCGUUCCAGCAAAUCCACCCUGGCAGGGUGAACUCGUGGGCCAAGGAAGAGUGACUCAGCAGUCUGGGUUUCCAGGAUUUCCAACGUAUGACUGCGCCUUUCUCUGCCGAGAAGGAGUCCUUCAGGGGAAACUGAAUCAUGUGAGCCGACGAGCACACGUGACGGCGAGCAGAAGAGCAGGGACUGAGGGGAAAGCUGACAGAGAGCGCCUCAGUGGACAAGACUCCAAGAACUGGACCACGCUGGAGUGGAUCCGUCAGCUCGAAGAAUUCCUCAUGAAAAAUUUGACCAAAUCCGAGCAUUUCUUUAACAGCACAUUUAUUUAAUAGUAUUUAAGACUUGUCACUUUGAUAACUCAAAAGGGAAAGUUUUCUCACUUUAUUAUUAAUAUUAUUAUUUGAAGGGCAAUGCAAUGUUUAGACUUGUCCACUAACUGAUGUUUUUAUGUGUUAUUAAUUUAAUGAACUAUAUUUAUUGUGAGUAGUUCACAGGAUUCUGCCUUGUGAAGUUGAAUGAAAUAAACAAACAACCAACAGUU
Stegastes partitus (bicolor damselfish) is the source of this 1258-nucleotide messenger RNA. It is a transcript of the gene gadd45ab, whose product is annotated as growth arrest and DNA-damage-inducible, alpha, b. Gene Ontology annotation, biological process: regulation of cell cycle. Gene Ontology annotation, cellular component: cytoplasm; nucleus. The transcript has 4 exons. The record is from RefSeq and is a predicted model, not a curated record. Lineage: Eukaryota; Metazoa; Chordata; Actinopteri; Pomacentridae. The coding region runs from base 83 to 556 and encodes 157 amino acids.